This is a messenger RNA of Stylonychia lemnae, 3840 nucleotides long. Lineage: Eukaryota; Ciliophora; Spirotrichea; Sporadotrichida; Oxytrichidae. The record is from the annotation of a GenBank genome assembly.
AUGAUGUAACAAGGGCCAAAGGGAAAAAGUCUUUUCCUACUUAAUAGAAGGAGUAGGUUCAGAGAUUUUUGUGCUAAACUUAUAAGUCACAAAAUUUUUGAUCCAUUUAUUCUCUUUAUCAUAACUGCUUCAACUGUUACACUAGCUUUAGAUAAUCCUUUAAAUGACCCAAAGGGUACAAUGACAGCAGCACUUUAGAUCAUAGAUUAGUUUUUUACUGCUAUAUUUGUUUUAGAAGCUGUUUGUAAAAUUUUAGCUUUUGGACUUUUGCUCAACGGAAAAAAUUCAUAUCUUAGAAAUCCUUGGAACUCACUAGAUUUUAUUAUUCUUGGCUUUUCACUGGUUUCUGUUGUUCCUAAUGAUAAAAUUGAUUUCAAAUUCAUGAAAGCUAUAAGAAUGCUUAGAGUUGUGAGACCAUUGAGAGUUAUAUCAAGAAAUUAAGGGCUUAGAAUUGCUGUACUUUCUUUACUCAAUUCAAUUCUAGGCAUCUUUCAUGUUUUUACAAUAAGCAUCUUAUUUUUCUUACUAUUCGGUAUAUUUGGGAUCAAUUAUUUCAAAGGAACUUUUUUCAAAUGUCAUUAAGAACAUAUUCCAAAUACAAUUUUCAUUAUUACUACAAAAUGGGACUGCAUAAACCUAGGAGGAGAAUGGAUUAAUCAAGAUUAAAAUUUUGAUAAUAUCCUAAAUGGAAUUAAGACACUUUUUGAAAUGUCAAGCACUGAAGGAUGGACAGAUGUAAUGUGGGCAGGAGUUGAUGCAUCUGAAAUUGAUUCUGUUCCGAUAGAAUCCAAUAGACCACUUUGGGUUAUAUUCUUUAUGGCUUUCCUACUUUUUGGCUCUCUCUUUAUCAUGAAUUUAUUCGUUGGAGUUGUUAUCAAUACUUUCAAUGAUGAGAGAGAAAAAUUAGGGAAAAAUCAUCUCUUAACAACAUUUUAGAGAGAAUGGAUUAUGAUAUAAAUUAGUCUUCUUAAACUAAAACCACAAAGCAAACAAGAAAGGUUUUAUAAGAGUAAAAUUAGAAAUUUUAUCAGUAUUAUAAGUUACUCUUAAAGAUUUGAAUUCUUCAUUUUGACUUGUAUAAUCUUGAAUACAAUCUGCUUUGCUAUAGAAUGGUAUAAUCAGCCCUAAGAUGUCAAUAAUGUCCUUGAAAUAAUAAAUUAUGUUUUUGCUGCUAUUUUCACAUUUGAGACUGUCAUUAAGUUGAUUGCUUUAGGCUAUAAGGACUACUUCAAUAAUGGCUGGAAUAUAUUUGAUAUGAUGGUGGUUAUUGGCACAAUUACUAGUGUAUUUUUAACUGUUUUUACUAGUACAACUUUCGGUGCAUCAACCACACUUAUAAGAACAUUCAGAAUUGGAAGAGUAUUAAGAAUAAUCUCAAAAGCUAGCUUUUUGAAAAAAAUAUUCAAUACAUUCUUGGUUACUAUUCCUUCUCUUGCUAAUAUAGGUGGAUUGUUAGCUUUGCUGCUUUAUAUAUUUUCCAUUCUUGGGAUUUUCUUGUUUGCUGAUGUAAAGCUUUAAACAAACUUAGAUUAGCAUGCAAAUUUUCAGAAUUUCUAUACUGCUUUUCUAACUUUGGUAAGGUGUGCUACAGGAGAAAGCUGGAACUACAUUAUGAAUGAUUGUGCAAGAACAUCUACUAUUUUAUUCGAUUGUAAAAAUGAUCCUUCAUAUUCUGAUUAUGUUAAUAAUGGUGAAGUUACUCUUGGAUGUGGAGAUCCCACAUAAGCAUAUGCUUUCUUUAUGUCAUUUACAAUGCUAGUAUCAAUGAUUUUCCUAAAUCUUUUUAUCGCUAUUAUUCUUGAGAGUUUCGAAAAUGUCAACUAACAAGAGGAUCUAAAAAUAAAAGAUAAAGACCUAGAUAGCUUCUAAAAGGUUUGGCUCCCAUACGAUCCUAAAGGUACUGGCUUCAUUGAUAUUCAAAAGUUUGAAGAUUUAUUGCUUGAAUUAGUAGAGUAGAAAUCUGAAUUUAUAAGAGAAGGGGAAUUAUUAAAGCUUGACUCUCUUGCGAGAAGACAUUUUAUAGAGGAAUUAGAACUACCAACGUACUCUAGAAUGUCUGUUUAUCACUAUGCAGAUAUAUUACAUUCUUUAUCUAAGGCUGCUCUUUAAAUAGAUCUUAUUUAAGGUAAUUACUACACCACUGAAAAUGAUGACGCCAAAUCAUAAACUUCUAAAAACACCUCCUAAAAAAAAGAAUUUAACUAGCUCUCAAUGAAUCUAAUAAUAGAUCAAGAGAUAAUAAAUAUAAAUACUAUGAAUGAAACUUAAAAGAUUUAAUUGGUUGAAGAGUACACAAGACUAAGAAUUAAAACAGAUGAUACCAAGAGAAAAUACCUAGAUUAGUUUGAGGGAAAUAUUUAUAAUAGCAGAUUUGUGUUUCUGUUGCAGUAAAUGAAGGCAAGAAUAAGGUUUUGGAUUAUCAGAAGAAGGAAAUAAAAAGAAAUUGAGCAAAAACUAAAGUUAAAUUUAGCCGAAAGAAUGACUAAAAAUUUGAUGCUUGUUACAAUAGAUCCAAAGACUAAUUAGUAAAGUACAGACAAUAUCAUCAACUCACUUCAAUUAGACAUGAGUCAGAGAAUUGAAGAUAGUGUUGAAAAUAACUAAUUAAAGUUGAUAAGCAGCUCUCGAGAAUUAUCUGAGGAAGAUUCUGAGUCAAUUGAAAUAUUAAAUGGUACUGGCAAUGAAGAAAGUCUCAAGGAUGCAAAGACUUAACUAAAAAUAAGCAGAUAAAAGAGAUAGCAAGAACUCAUAUUUGCUAAGUAAAGAAAUAGUAAUGUCAUGAGUACAUUUGAUACAGAUCUGAAUUCCCUAAUAAAAUAGCUUUCAGGAAAUCAGGAUACACUUAACAGUGGCAAUUUAAGCUUAAGAGAUUCAGAGCAUUCUGAUGAAAAAUAGGAGAUUAUAUUCAAUAGAAAAUCCGAUGUUUCAAGGCAAGUUUUAGCUGAUAAGGGAUGGUUCAAAUAACUUCCAAACACCCUUAAUACAAUUAUUUCUGAGAUGAGAUAAGAGGAAUCGCUCUCUACUUCUAGGAUUUUGCAAAAAUCUAGCGAUGAUGUUUCAGGAAAUAAUUAAGGAGGAUCACCUAUUGAAUCAUAAAAUGCACAUACUGGAUAAUAAAUAUAAAACUUUUUUACAAAUCAGAAAUUAGUAGAAAGCAAGCAGCAGAGUUCUGACAAUUUGGUAUCUUUAAUUUCAAAUGCAAGAUCUGAUGAUGAUUUGAUAUAGAAUUCAUAAACUAAUCCUCUUAUUAACUGUAUGACGGAAGAGAAUCAUGAUGGUAAUCCAUUAUAAAACAAUUUGAAAUAAUAGCAACUUACAGUUUCGUUUGGAUUAAGUGAUAAUCAAGCUGAAGAUUUCUCAGAUGUUAGAAUCUUUAAUUUCUAGGAAAAUCUAAAAUCUUCAGAAAAAUCAAAUGAAAAGCCUAUCUUUGAUGAGGAUUCCUAGACAUAAUUAAACUAAAAUAAGGACUCACCGAAGUUUAUCUCAUCCAAGAUACAAAACUUUAAGCUCGAUAGCUAGAGAAUUAAAAAUAGCAAAACAUUAGGAGGUAAAAUAGCAACAGUUAAUUUAAGGAAGAAAUUAUCCAAACUUAUAAAGACUAAAGAUGAAAUUUAGAGACAAGAAACCUUUAAAAAUAAGAUAUCUGAGCUUAUAAAGAAGCCCUCAAUAAAAAUAUAAGCAGAAUAAAAUUUGAAAUUGAAGUAAAGAUCAUAAUUUGAACAUUAUUAAGCUAAAUAAGAAGAGAAUACGAUUGUAAUUGCAUCUAUAUAUACAGAUUAGUCUGAUUCUAGUCGCCAAAAGUUUGAUUCUUCAAUGUCAGUAGCUUCAUCCUUGCUAUGA